Hypomesus transpacificus is the source of this 2796-nucleotide messenger RNA. RefSeq names its product pyruvate dehydrogenase (acetyl-transferring) kinase isozyme 2, mitochondrial-like. Gene Ontology annotation, molecular function: pyruvate dehydrogenase (acetyl-transferring) kinase activity. The record is from RefSeq and is a predicted model, not a curated record. Gene Ontology annotation, biological process: protein phosphorylation; regulation of glucose metabolic process. The transcript has 11 exons. Gene Ontology annotation, cellular component: mitochondrion. The coding region runs from base 128 to 1357 and encodes 409 amino acids. Lineage: Eukaryota; Metazoa; Chordata; Actinopteri; Osmeriformes; Osmeridae.
GACCAUCGGAAUCUCCAGAAAUCAAAUAUUGGUAGCUGUACGAUUACUAAGGCGAACAGAUAUCGAGCUCGAAAAGGAAUUGUGUUAUAUUUUGCACGGAGGAUUGGAAAUUCCCUUCACUUGCAAAAUGAAGUUUGUCAGGUUUCUUAUGAAGAACGCUGCUUUGGCUAAUGUGCCAAAGCACAUUGACCAUUUCUCCAAAUUCUCCCCAUCGCCUCUGUCAAUGAAGCAAUUUUUGGAUUUCGGUUCCACUAAUGCCUGUGAGAAGACAUCGUUUGCCUUCCUUCGACAAGAGCUCCCUGUCCGCUUGUCAAACAUCAUGAAGGAGAUUAACCUUCUACCUGAUCGCUUGCUAACCACACCGUCUGUACAGCUGGUCCAAAGCUGGUACAUCCAGAGUCUCAUGGAGAUCCUGGACUUCCUGGACAAGAGCCCCGACGACCACCGCGCCUUAGAAACGUUUGUGGAGACCUUGGAGACCAUCCGGAACAGACACAACGACGUGGUGCCAACCAUGGCCCAGGGCAUCAUCGAGUACAAAGACGCCUUCGGACAGGACCCGGUCACCAGCCAGAACAUCCAGUACUUCCUGGACCGCUUCUACAUGAGCCGCAUCUCCAUACGCAUGCUCAUCAACCAGCACUCUCUUAUUUUCGACGGGAACACCAACCCAGCUCACCCCAACACCAUAGGCUGCAUCGACUCCCAGUGUGAUGUCACAGAGGUUGUCCGAGACGCCUAUGAGAGUGCUAAGAUGCUGUGUGAGCAGUAUUACCUAGGCGCACCUGAGCUGGAUUUGACGGAGGUCAACGCCAACUGCCUCAGAGAACCCAUCCAGAUCUCCUACAUCCCCUCUCAUCUCUACCACAUGCUGUUCGAGCUCUUUAAGAAUGCCAUGAGAGCCACCGUUGAGAACCACGAAGCCCACGGCUCUCUCCCCGCCAUCAGAGUCAUGGUCACGCUUGGUGGAGAGGACCUGACAAUCAAGAUGAGUGACAGAGGUGGUGGAGUUCCCUUCCGGAAGAUCGAUAGGCUCUUCAGCUACAUGUACUCCACUGCUCCCAGGCCCAACUUCGGGGACCACCAGAGAGCCCCACUGGCUGGUUUCGGCUACGGUCUCCCCAUCUCGCGCCUGUACGCUCGCUACUUCCAGGGCGACCUCCAGCUCUUCUCCAUGGAGGGUCACGGCACAGACGCGGUCGUCCACAUGAAGGCCCUGUCGACGGACUCCGUAGAGAGGCUUCCGGUGUUCAACCAAACGGCGCUGCGCCACUACAAGGUGAACCUGGAGGCCGACGACUGGUGCGUCCCCAGCAAGGAGCCUCUAAACCUCGCCGUCUACCGGGCCUCCAAGUGAGGCUGCGGCCUCACACAACCCCGACCAAGAGGCCCGGCUCCCGCUGGGCACGAUGGGACCAUUAUGCUGAGGCGGCGCUGGGCGUGAACGCCGCGAAACGCGUCCAAUCCUGGAGGAAGUCAAGAUGUGAUGAAAGACCCCCCCCCCCCCCCCCCCCCCCCCCCCCCCCCCUUGAUUGGACAGCUUUAGCCCCCGUGAACAGUUAUGGUUUCCUGUUUCAGGGAAUCUCGCUUUCUUGUCGUUGAUUUGUGUGCCUGUGAAGGGAGGUUGAAAGAUAUAGCCAGUACCUUAGAAGGCCAUUGUCCAAAGUGACAUUAGAGUCAACCCUAGCAAGUUCAAAUGUGAGGCAUAUUGUGGGCAGUAGGAUGAGGAUAGUCCACCCAGGCCAAGGCCCAGAGCAGGAACUUCAUAGCCCAGAUAGAGAGGCUGGAGGUGGGCUGGGAGGCGUGGUAGACCCAGGAAAAAGUCAUGAUCCGGGGGAGAUGGAUGGUCAGAGACAUGGGAAUGUAAGAAGUGCUUUCGUUUUGGAUGGAAAAAAGAUAGACAGUGUCCAAGUUUGGAGGUUUGAAAUGCAGUCCAGUCGAGAGAUUGGUUUGACCCUAUCCACAUUUUGAAAAGCUCAGACUAUUAGAGUCCUUAUCAGAGUAGGAACAAAACGACUCCUACGUGCAAUGUGGAAUGGAGUGAGCGGUUAUCAGUGUUUGUGACAAACAGCCCAUGCCCUGACUCAGUCAGGGCAGAUAUGACAGGCUGUGACCUUUCAUUAGGAUGGACCUUUUACAAGGUAACAAACGAUCAAAGGGUCUCCUGUUAGUUCAAAAGUUUCAGUACGUUUAAAAUGGCCCACAUUUCAAGUCAGCUGUAGUACUUAGAGCUUGUUAAGUGCCAAUGCAUGAAGACUAAAGAUUGUACACAAAUACUGUAUAAGCCUAUUGUGAUUUUGUCAGGAAAUAUAAAACAUUUCCUUAAUGGACCUAUUUUGGUGUGAUAUGGUCAGUGGUACAAUAUCUAUGCAACUUAUUUCCUUUGCUUGAUAAAGAACCUGUAUUGCAUAAGAGACAGUUGAGAAUGUAUUAUUUGAUGUGUUUGGGAUAUAGUUCCAUGCCUUUGUCGUAACAGGCAGUGUUUUUCGUGAUGCCUGCUCUAUAAGAGUUAGUUACUGGGGCCACUGCAGCAACGGUUUGUCCUGUUUGUUUGAGCAUAGAGCACAAAAUGGCUCCAUGUGAUCUUUGAUGCAAACAUAGUGUAUUAUGUGUGUGUGUGUGUGUAUAUACGUGCCUUGUUGGAAUUGACCUAGAAACUGUGUUUCUAUCAUGUGCCAAGUAGCCUACUUUUUGGGUUUAUUUUGGUUAUACUAAACUUUAGUGGAAAGAAAUGUAUAUUUGGAAGGUGAUCUAUUUUUUUAAAUAAAGUUAAUUCAAAAUAAACCAUGUUGGAUA